AUGAAGCUCUUUCUCCUCGCCGCUGCAGCUUUCUCUGCGCCCGCCCUGACGGUCUCCGAGCUUAACCACAUCAAGUCCCUGAAUCCCAGGUGGAAGGCGGGCAUCCCGAAGCGCUUCGAGGGGCUCACGAAGGACGAGAUCUCGAGUCUCCUUAUGCCUGUUUCCUUCCUUAAGAACGCAAAGGGCGCCGCACCCCGUGGCACUUUUACCGAUAAGGACGACGUGCCUGAGUCUUUUGACUUCCGCGAGGAGUAUCCUCACUGCAUCCCCGAGGUUGUCGACCAGGGCGGGUGCGGCUCCUGCUGGGCCUUCUCCUCUGUUGCCACCUUUGGUGAUCGCCGCUGCGUCGCUGGGCUCGACAAGAAGCCUGUCAAGUACUCCCCACAGUACGUGGUCUCCUGUGAUCAUGGCGACAUGGCUUGCAAUGGGGGCUGGCUCCCGAAUGUCUGGAAGUUCCUUACCAAGACUGGAACGACCACCGACGAGUGCGUCCCCUACAAGAGCGGGUCGACAACUCUCCGUGGCACCUGCCCGACGAAGUGCGCCGAUGGAUCGAGCAAGGUUCACUUGGCCACCGCCACGUCUUACAAGGAUUACGGGCUUGACAUACCCGCCAUGAUGAAGGCCCUGUCCACGAGCGGCCCUCUCCAGGUCGCCUUCUUGGUCUACUCCGACUUCAUGUACUACGAGAGCGGCGUCUACCAGCACACCUACGGAUACAUGGAGGGUGGCCACGCAGUCGAGAUGGUGGGCUACGGCACAGACGACGACGGCGUUGACUACUGGAUCAUCCGCAACUCCUGGGGUCCUGACUGGGGCGAGGACGGCUACUUCCGCAUGAUCCGCGGCAUAAACGACUGUAGCAUCGAGGAGCAGGCCUAUGCGGGCUUCUUCGAUGAGUAA
Molecule: messenger RNA, 903 nt
Organism: Giardia duodenalis
Lineage: Eukaryota; Fornicata; Diplomonadida; Hexamitidae
Product: Cathepsin B
Exons: 1
Coding region: 1-903 (300 amino acids)
Cellular component (GO): lysosome
Molecular function (GO): cysteine-type endopeptidase activity
Source: RefSeq, a predicted model, not a curated record